Salvia hispanica is the source of this 1076-nucleotide messenger RNA. Its product is annotated as PLASMODESMATA CALLOSE-BINDING PROTEIN 2-like. NCBI's taxonomy places the organism in Eukaryota, Viridiplantae, Streptophyta, Magnoliopsida, Lamiales, Lamiaceae. The record is from RefSeq and is a predicted model, not a curated record.
UUUCUGUACAUACAUACCUCCACCGUCAAAACUCACCUCCCUUUGUCUAGAAAUCUCCAUUACCCUCAAUAUACUCUUUCAUUUGCACUUUUUCCCUCUCUCUCAUAAUUUCACCAACCAGCUUGAGUAGAAGUGAAGGUUAAUCCAUCCUUUUCUCAUAAUUUCUCGAGAAUACUGAGCUAAUCAUGGCUGUUUUCGCGGUUGGUUUAGUGUUCAUCUUAGCCUUGGCUGGCUAUUCAGAUGCAAGUUACUGUGUGUGCAACAGUGGUCUAAGUGACAGUGUUCUUCAGAAAAAUAUAGACUAUGCUUGUGGAAAUGGAGCUGAUUGUGCAGCAAUUCAACAAAAUGGGGCUUGCUAUAACCCUAACACUGUUAAGGAUCACUGCAGUUAUGCUGUGAAUAGCUAUUAUCAGAAGAAGGGAAAUGCUCCAAUGAGCUGUGAUUUUGGAGGGACUGCAACUGUCACUUCUAAUCCUCCUAGUGUAUCAUCUUCAUCAUGUGUCUAUCCUUCUGGUGCUAGCAAUGCUGGUGGCGCUACUCCAUCGACCACCCCUGCCACCGGAGGAACUUCAACCACUCUACCACCUCCGGCCUCUCCAACCACAGUAGGCAGCACUUUCCCAGGCGGGAGUGGUGUCCCUGGGUCGCCCAUGACUCCUGGUUUUGGCCUUGCACCAACGGGGACGGGAGCUGGAUUUGACAAUGCUGGUGUCAAGCUUUUUGCGUAUCGAAGCAGCACUUUCAUGCUUGCUGCUGCAGUGAUCUUCAUAUCUGCCCUCUUUUGCCCAACGAUGUGAUGAGAACCCUUGAGUUGUGCAAGAUUCUCCGGGCCUGAGAGGUGGAGAAACGGACGGUCCGACAUCGACUACACAAACAAAGUGAUUCUCCUUUUGUGUUUUUUGUUUUCUUUGAAAAAGGAAGGGUUGGGGAAUCUGAUGCUGCUAUUGUGGCUGUUUUGUUGGGGUAGAAUGUGGUCUCUCACCUGUUUACAUUUUUGUGUAUACAAUCUUAGAUUAGGGACCCGAAUAUGAUGCUUUAUUAUCUUUUUCAAAUUUUAUUACGAUUUUGAUACUCUA